This is a messenger RNA of Durusdinium trenchii, 2218 nucleotides long. NCBI's taxonomy places the organism in Eukaryota, Dinophyceae, Suessiales, Symbiodiniaceae. The record is from the annotation of a GenBank genome assembly.
GCCAAAGUUGUGCAAGCCCAAACUCUUGACAAUUGGGCGAUGGCAGCGAUAAGCUGCAGAAUUGGCUGCCAUGUUCGAGAUCUUCAACCCUAAGUACUUCUGCUUGGGGGGUGCAGAAGAUACUUCAGAUGAGCUGGAUCUAACUGAGGGUGCCCUAAGGUCAACUGCAUCUGCCGGGCCAAGUGGACAAGAGCGAGACCAGAGCGUGGAUUCUACAAGUAUUGAAGAUGCAAAGGAAGGAACUCCAGGAUUCCACUUAAUAAACCUACGGCGACUCACGCGUCUUCGGUCAAGCAGCACACUUGAGAAAUUUGAUGAAGAAGGAACUGACCGGCUAAAGCACCCGAUGCAUUUGCGGCGGGCUUGCACCGACGUAGUAUGGUUGGGUUGCUUUUUUGCUUGCACUGCAGCUCUGGCGACCUUAAGCUUUGGAGUCAGGAUGCCACACCAAGCGGAGCACAUGGCUUUCCUGAUACCAAUGCACGACUCCUUGAACCAUACGUGUGGAGUUGGGCAGGUGUGGGACAAACCAUUUGCGUUUAUUUGCAAGCAGGAUUCAGGCGAACUGAACUUCACGGACGUUAUUUGCUUGAAAUCUUGCCCGCUCAACAGCUCAACAAGCAAUUCCUGUUGGACUAACGCGUCGCAGUCUGAUGUGGAGAUGCCUAGCUAUGUGACCAGAACGGCGGUGCCAUAUCUGCUAGGGUGGUGCAGGCCUGAGAACAAUGCGCUUUAUGUCUCGGUGCUCGAGUAUGCUAACAAAGUAUGGGGCAAGUUCAGCAUCGGCUAUGGGAUUCUGAUGAUGUGGCGCCUCAUGGUGCCUUUUCUGAUAGCUGCCGCGACUGGGUUGUUAUUGUCAUUGGGUUAUGUGGCACUCCUCAAGGACUAUGCACCAACAUUGUCCAAAAUUGGAAUCAGACUGAUUGUGCUUGCUCCCUGCUUUGCACACGGCGUUGGCCUGUUUCAACAUUUGACCAUGAUCUGAUUGCCCUACUCUGCUUGGGAGUCAAGGUUCCAUGGGUAUGGGCGGGCUACUUGUGGUACAAGCAUGGCCAGGGAGCUUUGUUGCCAUGUGUCGCCCUCGUAGUAGUCGGCCGCGGCCUAAGUUGAUCUAUCUAUCUAUAUAUAUAUAUAUAUCUCAUAUUUUCUUCUGCAGCCAUGGUUGAACCAUGCCCCUUCAAUUUCAUUGCACUUACUAACUGGUAGUGAAGUAGAAACAUGUUGAGGUGUAGGGUAAGUGGCACUUCAGACGAGAUAAGUUGUGCAAAAUCUUAGAUCGCACAGAAUAGCUCCGUUUUUUGAGCUAAUUGAGCUUGUGGUUUGGGCUUGUGGGUUCUUCGUGUCAAGCCUCGUAGACAUUGCUUGGAAGCUGGAAGAUCAUUGUUUUGGGUUUGUGGACCUUGCUAACAUGAUUUGGAAGGUGGCUUGUCCAUCCCGCGAGGUGUGUGUAAGGGUGUGGGCCAGGGCAUCAAAAUACGUGUUCAGGUCGGAGAUAAUAAAGACAGUAACAUGUUGGAUGGCCAAAGAAAUCAUUCUGCAACGGGCUCAGGAGAAACUGUGUUCAGGCGCGUGGGCCUCUCUAGAUUUCUCGCAGGUUGACAACAUGCAGCAGGCUGCAUCCAAACUUAGUUGCUGCAUUUGAGCCGCCCCUGGGGAUAGUGCAAAGCUUGUUCAGUGUGUUCCAGAUUGGGCACUUGCACAAAACGCUUUAGAAGGAAUUACCGCGCCCAGUAGUUGGAGCCUCCAUUCUUCAGUUCUGUUAUUGCAAAUCUUUGUUUGCCCGUAGCCUAUUUCUGAUUGAAACCAGCUGAAGACCAAGCUCUCAGCCAAAUUGACUGAAGCUGGAACGCGGGUUGUGCCACCCAGUCAUCCGUGUUCCAACAAUUCUUGCAUUUGCUUGGUUGUAAUCCCCCGCUCUGCAACCAGCCAGCAAAACAAGGUGUGAAGUUCAAGAUAAGGCAUGGAGCUAUCUUGACCUGGCCGGGUGCCCACUCCGUUCAGGGGUGAGCCCAUGAAUCUCGCGACUUAAAUUACAUGCGCAUGGGGUACCGCCCAACGUGGUAAUUCGUGAGUACAGCUCACUUUCGUAGUUAGAUGAUCAUUGUUCACACCGCUUCGCGGUCGAAGCCGCCCGCACAGAGUAAAGGGAAAACACACACACAAAUACAGACAUCGACAUCCAAACAUACAUCCAGACAUACAUGGGAGUCAUUAGCAC